Arabidopsis arenosa is the source of this 805-nucleotide messenger RNA. NCBI's taxonomy places the organism in Eukaryota, Viridiplantae, Streptophyta, Magnoliopsida, Brassicales, Brassicaceae. The record is from the annotation of a GenBank genome assembly.
GGUUUACUUAGUCGUAGUAACUCAUUUUCCGUAUGCUUAAACAGAGCAAGUGAUGCGCUGUCAUGAAGAUGAAAAAGGGUGAAGUGGCUUUGGUGACCAUAGAACCAGAGUAUGCCUUUGGUUCUACUGUGUCACGACAGGAAUUGGCUGUGGUGCCGCCAAACUCAACCGUUAAUUAUGAGGUUGACCUUGUGACUUUCGAAAAGGAAAGAGAAUUGUGGGACGUGAACACUGAGGAGAAGAUAGAAGCUGCUGGUAAGAAGAAGGAAGAAGGAAAUGCCAAGUUUAAAGCAGGCAAAUAUGCCCUGGCUUCCAAGAGAUAUGAGAAGGCUGUCAAAUUCAUUGAAUAUGACACAUCCUUCAGUGAGGAAGAGAAGAAGCAAGCAAAAGCAUUGAAGGUGGCGUGCAAUCUAAAGGAUGUAGCCUGCAAACUGAAGUUGAAAGAUUACAAGCAGGCUGAAAAACUAUGCACAAAGGUCUUAGAGCUAGAAAGCACCAAUGUGAAGGCCUUAUUCGUCCUCGUCAAAGCCAUUCCCGCCAUGUCGGUGAGUUUUUCAAAUCCUUCCUCGUCUUCCUCGCUGCUCGAAACGAUUGAAGGAACUCUCUAGAACCCUUUUUUAUUUCACCCAAAACUCAACUUUCAUCCUCGAGAUCACUCGGCUCAACUACCUUUUGUUUGUCGUUCCGGUUUUUUGGAGGAGCUUUAGAGCUUGAUGCUUGAGGCGUGGUUCGCAGUUUUGGAAGGCUUCGCUUGUGCUUUUCUGUUCCCUUUUGUUGUUGGAGGUACCACUUGUUCUUGUUCUUU